Messenger RNA from Solenopsis invicta (red fire ant), 6947 nucleotides. RefSeq names its product integrin alpha-PS2 (gene if). Gene Ontology annotation, cellular component: integrin complex; external side of plasma membrane. The record is from RefSeq and is a predicted model, not a curated record. The transcript is spliced from 14 exons. Lineage: Eukaryota; Metazoa; Arthropoda; Insecta; Hymenoptera; Formicidae. The coding region runs from base 464 to 5461 and encodes 1665 amino acids. Gene Ontology annotation, biological process: cell-matrix adhesion; cell adhesion mediated by integrin; cell-cell adhesion. Gene Ontology annotation, molecular function: integrin binding.
GUGGGAGUCACUACGGCCGUCGAGAGCCGCGCGAGUGAGUGAAGACUACCCGAAAGAGUCGUGCUACACUCAGUCUGUCCGCGGCCGUCCGUCAAGCAGACUUCUCCGGCUCUCCUUCUGCCACGCUCCCUUCCACCUCACCCUCGACACUCGACGGGUCUCCGGUCUCGAGGGCCUCGCGGAAGACACAUGUCGUCGGCUGGUGGUGCAGCUGCUACCGGCUAACAACCCGCGUACGUCGCGCGUUAACGUUAAGUAACGAAUUUACGCGACGUUCUUCGAGUGCAGCCCUCCCUCCCCCUCUUCCACCCCGCCGGUCGUUGUUGAUUAACCUUUCUUUCGUGUGUUUUUUGUCUUUUCGCGCGCGACUGGUUUUCACAUAUAUCGUAUAUGAAAGUGACUCGACGCGGUGACGGAGUGUUUGUAGUGCGACCAGUGACAGGACACCGGACCAACGGACAGGAUGCGGUCAACGAGACUUCUCUGGAGCCUCCUCGUCGGGCUCGUCGCGAUCGUCGGCUCUCCGGUUACCCGACACGUCGCCGACGGCUUCAACGUCGAGACCAAACACUACGCGGUGUAUCGCAUGGAGGAGAGGUCCAUGUUCGGAUUCGCUGUGUCGACGUAUCGUGACAGUCGUUCCCGCGGAUGGGCGGUCGUGGGCGCACCAGAAGCUGAAACUGCACAAACCGGCGUCUACCGAGGAGGCGCAGUCUAUAAAUGCGAUAUCGCGGCUGACGAUAGAUGCAACAUAAUCCAUUUCGACGAUAAAGGGAAUAAUCACGUCAGAAAUCCAAAUGUCCCUGGCGGCUUGAGUCAGAUCGACAACAAGACCCUGCAGUGGUUCGGUGCGACGGUCUCAGCUUCUAGCAAGGACGGAGGCCCGAUUCUGGCAUGCGCGCCCAGGUACAUCUGGUUCUCGGUGUCGCAGCCCAAGUACGAUCCCGAUGACAAUAGGUGGAACAAGGAGUCGACGGCGGGCAACAGAAGAGAGCCAGUGGGCACAUGCUGGGUCGUCGGUAGUAAUUUCAACGAAUCCCAGGAAUACUCGCCUUGCCGCACGAGGUACUGGGGUUAUCACAGGCAGGGUUCUUGUCAAGCUGGUUUAGGAGGCGCGUUGUCCAAGAAUGGCGAGAGACUCUUCAUAGGAGCACCAGGCAGUUAUUACUGGCAAGGUCAGAUAUACUCGAUCGCCGCCUCCAUGAGAUUGAAGUUCGUGGCGACGAUGUUAAUCACCGAAGCCGAAGCAUCAGGACAAGCGUUUUCGCAGGCCUUGAAUAAUGGUCGAUCGAGAAUCAUGUUUACCAAAGAGGGUCCCGCGAAGGAGGACGAUAGUUACAUGGGUUAUUCCGUCGCGACAGGAGAUUUUGUUGGGAACGGAGAUAGUGGUACCGCGGUUGGUGUCCCGCGCGGUUCCGAUCUUCUGGGCAAGGUCUUACUUUUCACGUCGAACAUGACAAAUCCUCGAAAUCUUACUGGCGAACAAAUGGGCGCGUACUUCGGUUACGCCAUAGCUGCCGGCGAUAUAGACGGGGAUGGGUUGGAUGACCUGAUAGUCGGUGCACCCAUGUACACAAUUCCAGAUAACCCGGAAAUGACCAUCGAAACCGGAAGAAUUUAUGUUAUCUAUCAGGGCCAUGGUGCGGAGAAGUUUCGCAAAUUCGAUACGAGGGACGGCGAAAGCAACCGCGGACGUUUCGGCCUGUCGCUGGCCUCUCUGGGGGACAUCGACCGUGACGGUUACGGUGAUUUCGUCGUCGGCGCGCCCUAUGCUGGUCCAAACGGACGCGGUGCCGUCUACAUCUAUCUCGGCUCACGGACUGGGGUACUUGAGAAGUAUUCCCAGGUGAUCCACGCGGAGGACUUGGAUAAUCCGGUACAGACCUUCGGAUUCUCUGUGGCCGGUGGCCUUGACCUCGAUAACAACGUUUAUCCAGAUCUGAUAGUCGGUGCAUACGAAUCGGGAACGGCGAUGUUUUUCAGAUCACGACCGGUGAUUAAGAUGGACUCCUACGUGACCUUUGACUCCGAAUCCAAGUUGAUCUCUUUGGAUAAUAGAAACUGCACGCUUUCGGACAACACUAGAGUCACGUGUUUUCCGCUUAGGGCUUGCUUCAAAUACACAGGAGAGGGUGUUCUCUCGAGACACAAUUUUAACAUACAAUACGUACUCGACGUGAAGAAGACGAAGAAUCCGAGACUGUUCUUCCUAGAGUUGGAAGGAAGGAACACGAUGAAUCACACGAUCGCGGUCGAACGCGAUCGUCAGUUUUGUCGCACAGUCCAGGUCUAUGUGACUCCUAACAUUCGUGACAAGUUAACGUCAUUGGACGCCGAAAUGCGUAUGAGUCUAGAGGAAGAACGGAUUUUGGAUAAUCGUCGUCGUGACCCUAAAAUACCAUUGAGACCAGUCCUCGGCGCGACGACUUCCAGAAAGGACACUCUCUCUAUCAGAAAGAAUUGCGGUUACGACAAUAUCUGUAUACCUGACUUGCAGCUUCAAGUGAAACCCAACGUUGUCAGAUACUUGUUAGGAUCUGGCAAAAGAUUGGAACUCGAAGUCCUGGUUCAAAACGAGGGCGAGGAUGCUUUUGAGGCAAUGUACAUUCUGCAAUUACCGGCAGGCAUUGAUUACAUCAACAUCGAGCGUGUCGAGACCCUGGCAAUUCCCGUUCACUGUUCCGCACCCAAACCAUCGAACAACAAUACCCUACGCUGUGAUAUCGGAAAUCCAUUGCCACAGAGAAAGCUGGUGAAAUUUAAAGUGCUGCUUCAACCUGUGACGUCUCACGGGAUGAAGCCCAUCUACGAAUUCGAUAUGCACGUCAAUACUACGAACCCCGAAGAUUCCACAACUAUCUAUGAUAACACGCAACGUUUGUCACUGCCAAUUUGGAUAGAAACAGAUUUGCGCGUCGACGGUGAGAGCAAGCCUAAAGAUCUAUACUAUAAUCCUGGAAAUUACACUGCUGUGAAUAUUACGUCGGAGCUCGAAUUGGGACCAGCGGUGACACACAAUUAUACUAUUCGCAAUCAAGGUCCAUCAGAUAUCGUUGAAGCAGAGGCGUACCUCAUAUGGCCCGCGCAGACUUUAUCCAAGAAGAUACUGAUGUAUUUAUUGGAACAGCCGGAGACUGCGGGACCGAUUGCUUGCGAAUCUGCCAACGCGAAUUAUCUUAGUUUGAAGUUGGAUCAGCGCAGAAGAGUGCACUUAAAUUAUCCCGAUUACUCCGGCGUAAUCUUGGAUGAAUCGCAGUCAGGCAGAACAAUCAAUGUUCAAAGAGGUUUCGAAAUAGAUCGUAAUAAAAUAAAUCAGAAGGAAGAAGCCGAGAUUAGUAGUGGCGAUAGUUCAAAUAUUCAGAAAUCGCGGCACUCCUCGUCGUCAUCCUCCUCAUCUUCUUCCAGUAUUGCCGAGACCAGAAGAAUUCAGCUGAAUCCAACAGGAGAGAAACCUGAAGUCCUCACUACAACGUACACGCACAAUUCUUCCGGAACUAGCUCGAGUGGUAGCGGUGACUCGUCCAGCCAUCGCGGUGGCGUUGUUUUUCAUACGGAAUCGAGCGGUAGUUACGGUUCUACAAUUGGUGGGGGAUUCCGUGGAUCUGAAGAAGAAUCCUUUAGAACGAGUAACAAGAUCUCCGGAAGUAAUCGAUUUAACGAGUUUUCCUCUCUUAAACCGGAUACCAGUUAUCCCACCCCGAGGCCUAAUCUCGAACAGUCCUACGGAACUCGCACGAAUCCAUCCGUUAGGGUGGAAAGUCGUUGGGAAGAGAAUGGUGAAGCGCAAAGUCAUACAAGCUCAUCUUCAGGAGGGUACGAUUCAAUUAUGACUGAAAGCGAGAGACGAUAUCAGGACAUGCUUAGGCAGCAAGAAGAAGCUCGUUUGCGUCAGGAGGAGGAAACACGACGAAGAAAGCUGCAAGAGGAAACGCUUGUAGUACAACGUCAGCAGGAACAAGAUCGUAUCGCUCUGCAACAUCAUCGGGAGGAGUUAGAUCGACGACGGCAAGAGGAAGAUCGACUGAGAGAGGAACGACUUAGAGAGGAACGACGAAGGGAAGAGGAAGAAGAACGAUAUAGAGAGGAAGAACGGCGAAGGCUGCAGGAGGAAAGACGUCUGCAGGAAGAGAAGGAACAUAAGUACAAUUAUGACGAGGAAAGGCGUUAUGGCAUAACCACAGGUGGUUACCAUCGAACGGAAGAUGAUUUCAUUACUGGCGAUCGCGAGGAGACGGUCGGAAGUCGAGAAUUUGGUUUACACAACGUCAGCUCCACGCAAGAAUUGGAGCGGAUUUUUGGCACGUUGUCGAAAGACGCAGCUGGCUAUCAAGUGUACAGUAGACAGGGACAGCAGUAUGUGCAAUUUAAGGCGAGAUUCAGGACAGCCGCCGACAGAAAGGAGUACAUAGAGUUUCAGGACAGCUCUAUGUUCCCCCUUCAAGAUCGUUAUGGUGGGCAAAGCUACAUCUCAGAAUCCACGGAACCUCGCGACAGUCGAUUCCUUAGAAUAGAAGGUCAACUACUUGUGGCUCCGGAUGGCAAAGGUUACAUCGUAUUGAAGGAUGGUCGAAGAUUCCCUCUUCAAGGUUCUUUUACGCACACUGAGGAAAGAACGUACACUUUGCAUGGUCCGCAUGAUAGCUAUCAGGGCGGCAAUGCUGAUAAUCAAGGUCACGGAACUUACAGUCAGUCUUGGCGUGAGGAAUCAUCCAAUCAUGGUGCGACUUCGGACGGAGGCUAUGAAAGCAGUUAUAAUACACGUACACAUGAAGAGAGGCGAACAGAAGAGAGAACCAGUAACACCAAGAUUUAUGGAAGAAAUGAAUUUAAUGAGUCCCCUACUCUUAAUCCUAAUUUUGCGAGCUCGAGAUACAGACGCGAGAGCGACAUGGUCGACAUCGAGGAUUUCAAAAAUUUCGAACGGCUUCACAGACAUCGACGAGAUCUCGAGACGGACGACUUUCCAUCGAACGCAGCUAUGCCCCAGGAUAACGAUUAUUACCAAGAGAAUGAUCCCGAUUCGCAGUGUAGUACAGCGAAAUGCGUUGUGUUGCGAUGCGUAAUGGGUCCAUUGAAGAAAGAUCAAGAGGUCUGGAUCAGUGCGAGGUACCGCGUGGACGCUAGGACUUUGAAAGAAGUAGCUCUUGAAGAGAAGGUGAAGGUGAAGACGAAGCUGGAAGCACGUGUCACAAAGCAACCAUUCAUCGGUACACCUGCCGAAAAGGUCAUCAGGAGCGCUGAAGUUGUGACGAACAUCGAACCCAGCGUGCCGCCUUCUGCUCCGGAUAUGAUUCCAAUAUGGGUGGUAGUUCUGUCGGCUUGCGCGGGAAUGAUAAUCCUCUUGUUGCUCAUUUAUUUGCUUUAUAAGUGCGGUUUCUUCAAGAGGAACAGACCUUCCGACGCUCCAGAAAGACAACCACUGAACCGAAACGGUCACUUCCAACAAGGCGAGGAACAUUAAAUAAGGAUGACCGUUCAUCUUUGUUCUAUUGAAACUUUUUGAUUAUACCUGAUCGAAUCAUAGGCGAGUUAGGAAUCUCGGUUAUGCAACAGAACCAUGAAAAACGCCUUGGUCUUCAAAUAAUCGAAGGAAUGCGCGUUGCAUGGAUUCACUUGGUGUAGUCUGCGAACAUAGUUUCGACUUCUAUUGAAUAUCUCAUUAGCGUUCGACAGUGCCUUAAUUCAGGCAAUUUGUGCCAUCUUUAAUGUUCAGGCAAGACGAGUAUCUGCCGAGGUGCACUGAAAUGUUAAUUUUGAGUGGCGAUCGAUUCGUCACUCGUAUACUGCCGCUGAAUACUCCUUCCAGCUCCUGCAGCUCGACCAUGCAAAUUUCUAGUCAGGAGACGUCUUCUUCUUUUUUUUUUAUUAUCUGUAAUUACUUAAGCCGCACGUACAGUCGGCAGAUACGAACGAAUAUCUCGACAUUCAUCGACGAAUCGUAUCUUCGUGUAUAUAAGUAAUAUAUAUGUAUAAUAUAUGUUAUUUUUUUGUAAUACCGUUACUAUUUCUCGCGGUAAAACGCCUUGAUACGUGCCUCGUCGCUUUCGCUGUCUUUUUACGAUAGAGUAUAAUUAUUUUUUUACUCGCGUUCGGUCGGCACGAACUCAAACAAUUUUUUAUCUCACCGAUGAUUCUCUUAGAGGAGCUAGUUCGGUAUCGAAAACUUUAUAGAUAAUCUCUCGUUUAAGACCCCUUUCAUACGAGCAUUUGAUGACCGGAUAUUGUGUAUAGUAAAUCAUACCGUAGAUAAUUCUUCAGAUAUCUUUGAGAUGUUUUUAAUAGUUUCGUAUUUGAAUGAUGCUUUAUUAACAGCAUUUCAAAUUUUAAUUCGUUUGAAAGGGGUCUAAAUUGCGAUUUUGAAAUCGCAAUGGAAUUUUUUAGUUAUUUAUUAAAUUUUUAUGUUCUAUACGUAAUACCGUAACGUAUGCUUGAGCGCUGUAAUAAUAGUGUGAUGCGUCAUCACGCACGCAAGGUGAAUGUGUGUACAAUCUGUAAAUUAUUAAUUUACGUUACUAAAAACUGUCCACAGAAAGUGGUUUAACGCAAUAAUACUGGAUUAGAAAGGUUUUAUAUCUUUCUAAUAUAAAUAUAUAGAAAGCUAGAACUGACUUGUACAUACAAUAUUAAGAUAUAAUAUUAAAAAAAUAUAUAUAUACAUAUAAUGAAAUUAACACUAUAUUGCGUAUAUUGAUAAUUUUUCCCCAAUAAAUCUGUUAAAAAUGUAAUUGUAGCUGAAAAGAAGAAAAAUCACAUUUUGAAUGAAUUUAUAUAAUAAUUUAUUGUAAAAUUACAAUGACGUAACAGCUUUUGGUAUAAAUCAAAUGUUUGAUUAAGAUCAAUGUGUAUACUGUCUGUGCUAUUUACUAAUCGCAUUGAUCGCUGAAACCAGUGUAUGUUGUAUGCCCAAAUUAUAAGAAAAAUCUUCCGAAUAUAAAAAAAUAUAUUAA